Molecule: messenger RNA, 1921 nt
Organism: Bacillus rossius redtenbacheri
Lineage: Eukaryota; Metazoa; Arthropoda; Insecta; Phasmatodea; Bacillidae
Product: UDP-glycosyltransferase UGT5-like
Exons: 4
Coding region: 1-1500 (499 amino acids)
Molecular function (GO): UDP-glycosyltransferase activity
Source: RefSeq, a predicted model, not a curated record
AUGAUAUUAAAGGGCGUGUUUUGCCUGCUAGUCGUCCAGCAAGGUUGCGCCGAGUCGUACCGGAUCCUCGGCGUGUUCCCCGCCAGGUCCAGGAGCCACUUCCUGAUGACGGGCGCGCUGAUGAGGGGCCUCGCGGCCAGGGGUCACCGCGUGGUGGUGGUCAGCCCCUUCCCGCAGUCGCCGCCGCCGCCGCGCUACCAGGACGUGAGCCUGCCGGCGGCGCCGGGCUCCGUGCCGGUGGAGGCGGUCGCCCGGAGCAGCCCGCUGCCCUCGCUGCAGGAGCUGCGCGCCUGGGGGGUCGACGCCUGCGAGGACACGCUCUCCGCGCCGCCGGUCCGCGAGCUGCUGGCCUCCGGGGCGCGCUUCCACCUGGUCGUCGCCGAGGCGUUCAACGCCGACUGCCUCUACGCCCUCGCCCACAAGCUGGGGGCGCCGCUGGUGGGCGUGUCCACCUGCACGCUCAUGCCGUGGGCCGGGGGACCGCUCGCCAACCCCGACAACCCCUCGUACAUCCCGGCGCACUUCCUUCCCCUCCCGCCGCGCAUGUCCUUCCUGCAGCGCCUCGCCAACUCCGCGACCCUCCUGCUGGCCAGGGCCUGGCACGGGGUGUUCCUGCGCCGCGACGCCGACAGCAUCGCGCGGAGGCACCUGGGGCAGUCCUUGCCCGGCGCGCGGGAGCUCGCGCGCGGCAUGAGCCUGCUGCUCGUCAACUCGCACUUCUCGCUGCACCAGCCGCGACCCCUGGUGCCCGCCGUCGUCGAGGUGGGCGGUCUCCACCUGCAGGCGCCGCGCAACCUCUCCGAGGAAUUUUCUGCCUUCUUGGAUGAGUCGGUCGAAGGAGUUAUUUAUUUCUGUUUGGGUUCCCGAGUACGAUCUGAUUCCUUCUCCGAAGAAAAGCGUCAAGGUUUCAUGGAAGCAUUCUCAGAGCUCCCACUAAAGGUUCUGUGGAAAUGGGAGUCCGACUUCAUGCCCGGAAAGCCCAAGAAUGUAAAGAUUGCUAAGUGGAUGCCGCAGCUCGAAAUACUUAGUCACCCUAAUGUGAAAGUCUUCAUAACACACGGCGGCAGCAUGGGCACAAUGGAGGCAGCAUACUUCGGUGUUCCCAUGGUCGCUAUACCUUUGUUUGGAGACCAGCCACUGAACGUACAGUACUACAUCGAUAAAGGCAUCGCUGUGAAGCUCGACUAUGCGACAAUCAACAAACACACUGUCACGAAUGCUCUCAAAACAGUUCUGAACAACAAAAGCUACGCGGAGAGCGCCAGGCGCGUGGCCCAGCUGUUCCGCGACAGGCCCAUGUCGCCGCUCGACACGGCCGUCUACUGGACGGAGUACGUCAUCAGGCACGAGGGAGCGCGCCACCUGCGCUCCGCCGCGGCCGACCUGCAGUGGUACCAACUGUGGCUGCUCGACGUGGCCGCCUGCUUGCUUUCUCUCGCCGCCGCCGCAGCGCUGGCUGUUGCCUUCCUGGCUCGCCGCUGCCGGCCGAGCCCACAGUGACUGACUGACAUCCUUUCCUCUCGGAGUUUACAAGUCGUUCAAGUUGCAGGAACAGGGCCGGUGCGAGCGGUGCGACCAUCAAGGGGGAUGGGGCGCCGAAGUUAUUCAGACUUUUGAUACUCCACUCGACCACCGCACCGAAUCUACAUUACCAACACCGACUAGACAGGCCAAGCCCGAUCCAAACGGGCCUGGUCACACCACCACUACCGACCCAUCAACACCGCCACACAGGACAAACAUCACCGUCAACAAUAACAAGCCCCCAAUGACUCAAUUGUUAUGAGGGGCCCAGUGCCUUGUAUUGUAUUGUAUUGUAUUGUAAAUAUUUAAUUGCUUUUCUUGUAAAUAUGUAUCAGUUGUUCUCCUCCAUGUAAUUGUACUCUUGUUGACUGGAAAUAAAUUUUCAGUGAAUUUUUGG